Cryptosporidium ubiquitum is the source of this 1446-nucleotide messenger RNA. RefSeq names its product beta-Grasp glutamate synthase. Gene Ontology annotation, cellular component: membrane; cytoplasm. The coding region runs from base 1 to 1446 and encodes 481 amino acids. Gene Ontology annotation, molecular function: glutamine synthetase activity. Gene Ontology annotation, biological process: nitrogen utilization. Lineage: Eukaryota; Apicomplexa; Conoidasida; Eucoccidiorida; Cryptosporidiidae. The record is from RefSeq and is a predicted model, not a curated record. The transcript has a single exon.
AUGAAUAACUUCAAUAAUUCCAGUUUUGUUUGCAAAGGUUUUGAUGAGCUUUACUCUGCUAUUCAGACAGAAAAUAUUGAAUAUCUGAACUACUCUUUCUGUGAUACUUUUGGGUCUCUUCACCAUAUCACAAUCAGUUCUAACUUAUUUAAGUCUGGUAAAGAUAUUCAAAAGGGAAUAGCAUUUGACUCAAGUUCAGUAAGAGGAAUGCAGUAUGGUGAUUUUUCAGAUAUGAUUAUUGUACCGGACUUUGAGAGAGUUUGGAUUGAUCCAUUUUUUAAUAGAAAAACACUUCAUGUUGCUUGUUUUGUACUAUUCCACACAGGAGAGCCUUCACCUGGAUGUGUAAGGUCAAUCUCAAAAAGAGCUCAAGAAGUUCUUUUGUCAUCUGGAAUUGCUGACAAAUGUUUUAUUGGGCCAGAAAUUGAAUUCUUUGUUUUUGAGUCUGUUAGUUACAAUAGCUCACCAAAUCAUAGUUCUUUCUGCCUUGAUGGUGACGAAGCUUAUUGGAAUUCUGGGAACAACACAACCUUCUACCCCCACAAUAGGCCAAAUCUUGCAAGUAGGAGGCCACUAAAACAAGCAUAUUGUGCUCCUUAUCCCAUAGAUAGAGAUUUAUCUUUGAGAAGCGAAAUUCUUGAAGAGCUCGAAAAUAUCGGAGUACCAGUAGAAAAGCAUCACCAUGAGGUUGCAACCUGCCAACACGAAAUCGGUGUUCAUUGUUCUACUCUUAUCCAUUCGGCUGAUAUUGUGGAAUCCACAAGAUAUCUGAUAAAAGGAAUUGCACAUAGAAAUAACAAGACUGCAACCUUUAUGCCAAAACCUCUAGGAAAUGAUAAUGGGAGUGGAAUGCACAUCAAUAUCUCUCUUUGGAAAAAUGAAAAGAACAUUUUCUUUGAUCCCGAAUCAAGUUAUUUUAAUUUAUCCAACAAAGCACUUUAUUUCAUCGGAGGAUUACUUUCCCACGCAAAGGCUAUUAUGGCUUUUACAAAUCCAACCACUAAUAGUUACAAGAGACUUGUUUCUGGCUACGAAACACCGGCCAGGCUUUCCUACGGAGCCGGUGACAGGAGCUCUGCCAUUAGAAUUCCCUUAUCAGGAUUUUCUUGUUUUAAAACUCAAAGGAUUGAAUUCCGGCUACCUGACUCAUCCACAUGCCCACACUUGGCAUUCUCUGCAAUUCUGUGUGCUGGGAUUGAUGGGAUUUCGCGUAAAAUCCACCCUGCUGCUUACUUGAACACCUGUAAAACUCAAAAUAACGAAUAUAAUUUGCCGAAAUCACUUAGUGAGGUGCUUCAAUAUCUUGAAGAAGAUUAUGAAUUCCUCAUUAAAGAUGGAGUUUUUUCGCAUGAAUUUAUUCUUAAUUAUAUCAAGCUUAAACGCGACGAAAUUGUUAUGGUGGAGUCUUUUCCAACCCCCAAAGAAUUCGAACUUUAUUAUGAUUAA